Molecule: messenger RNA, 1459 nt
Organism: Poeciliopsis prolifica (blackstripe livebearer)
Lineage: Eukaryota; Metazoa; Chordata; Actinopteri; Cyprinodontiformes; Poeciliidae
Gene: slc25a3a
Product: solute carrier family 25 member 3a
Exons: 8
Coding region: 115-1188 (357 amino acids)
Biological process (GO): mitochondrial phosphate ion transmembrane transport
Cellular component (GO): mitochondrial inner membrane
Molecular function (GO): phosphate transmembrane transporter activity
Source: RefSeq, a predicted model, not a curated record
UGACGUAGUGAGAGGACAAAUUGAUUUACCGCGAGGUCAUCAAUUCUCUCCAAGCAGCCGGCUGCGGAAAAGCGGAGGCGCCAUCUUGAUACACUGAAACGUUGCUCCGCCACCAUGUACCCGACCUCUCUGACGCAGCUGGCAAGAGCCAACCCGUUCAGCGCCCCUCUGUUCAGCCUCCAGAAAGUGGAAGAACCCCAACAGAACCUCAAUGGUCAACGGCCUCGCAGACUGGCAGCAGCUGCAACAGCAGACGAGGGAGACAGUUGUGAGUUCGGCUCUCAGAAGUAUUUUAUCCUGUGUGGUUUUGGUGGGAUUCUGAGCUGUGGCACCACACACACAGCUGUUGUUCCCCUCGACCUGGUCAAAUGCAGAAUGCAGGUGAAUCCAGAUAAAUACAAGAGCAUCGGCAAUGGCUUUUCAGUGACUAUUCGGGAGGAUGGUGUGAGAGGUCUAGCGAAGGGCUGGGCCCCUACUUUCAUUGGCUACUCCAUGCAGGGACUGUGCAAGUUUGGCUUCUAUGAGGUGUUCAAGAUUUUCUACAGUGACAUGUUGGGGGAGGAAAAUGCCUACUUAUGGAGGACAUCGCUGUACCUGGCUGCUUCAGCUAGCGCAGAGUUCUUCGCUGACAUUGCUCUGGCUCCCAUGGAGGCUGUAAAGGUUCGAAUCCAGACUCAGCCUGGCUACGCUAACACCCUCAGACAGGGUGUCCCUAAGAUGUUUGCAGAGGAAGGACUUUGGGCGUUUUAUAAGGGUGUGGUACCCCUGUGGAUGAGGCAGAUCCCCUACACCAUGAUGAAGUUUGCCUGCUUCGAGCGUACUGUAGAGCUUCUUUACAAGUAUGUUGUUCCUAAGCCCCGCAGCGAGUGCAGCAAAUCUGAGCAACUCGUCGUCACCUUUGUGGCCGGCUACAUUGCUGGUGUGUUUUGUGCCAUUGUGUCACAUCCAGCUGACUCUGUGGUGUCUGUGCUGAACAAGGAGAAAGGCAGCACAGCUGCUCAGGUCCUCAAGAGGCUGGGACCUAAAGGUGUAUGGAAAGGUCUUGUUGCCCGUAUCAUCAUGAUUGGUACUCUGACUGCCCUGCAGUGGUUCAUUUAUGACUCUGUGAAGGUGUACUUCCGUCUGCCCCGCCCGCCGCCUCCAGAGAUGCCAGAGUCCCUGAAGAAGAAGCUUGGACUCACAGAGUGACACUCUUCUCCCUUCAUCGUCCCCUCACAGCCAUGCAGUCUUCAACUGAAAUUUCCACAACAGGCUGCACUUUGUCCUGUUCUUGGCUACGCAUUGAGCAGGGAGCCGCUCCUUUUCUCCCUGAGCAACCUGGAGAAGAAGUGAAGGCUGUUGCUUCUUGCUGAAUGUUUUGACAGUAAAUAUUCCUCUAUACCAACACCUGUAUGGUUUUAUCGAUCCCUGUCUUAGAGUAAAUAUGUGGGAGUUCUAAUAAAAUUUCCCUGGGAAAUGA